GAUAUCUUUAUCAAUUUCUUAUCUUAUAGGUAACUACAAACUGAUCAUUUAAUUUGAUCAAGAGUUCUUCAGAGGAUUGAAGUUACUGGUGUGUAACUUCUCCCAACUUAUUUUUUUCCUUUUAUAAAGAGAUUGGCCAGCCCGGCUGAGACCACUUAGCAAUGACAAAACAAAAACUGCUGCUUGAUGGGACGCUCUCCUUGUUUCUGAUUGUGGCCUGUGAAGCUCAGCAGCUCCCGAGGAGUCAUGCUGCUGCUAGUUCUGGUUCUGUGUGUGACAAGGAGGCAGAGUCCUGGGGACACCUGUUCAGCAGCGAGCGGCUGGAUGCUUGGAUCUGUUCCCUCAUCGGUUCUUUCAUGGUGGGGCUGAGCGGGGUCUUCCCCUUGCUGGUGAUCCCCCUGGAGACAGGAGCUGCGCUGCGGUCGGAAGCUGGAUCACACCGUUUGAAGCAGUUGUUGAGUUUUGCAAUUGGUGGACUACUGGGAAAUGUGUUUCUCCACCUGCUUCCUGAAGCCUGGGCCUACACAUGCAGUGCAACAACAGGAGAAGGGCAGAGCUUUCAGCAGCAGAAGCUUCUGGGUCUCUGGGUGAUCAUUGGCUUUCUGACCUUCCUGGUGCUAGAGAAGAUCUUCCUAGAGAAAGAGGAGGAGUAUCCUGGUGUGGACUGUGAUUCCAAAGCACCAUCUGGAAAGAUUCCUAAUGGAAGUGGCUGCCCCCUGCCAAAGGGGUCCUCUCAGUCCCAAAGAGCACAAGCUCAGUGUAAUGGCUCCUCUCUCCAGCCUGGUCCAAAAAACAACAGAAUCAAGAUUAGUGGAUACCUCAAUCUGCUGGCCAACACCAUUGAUAACUUCACACAUGGCCUGGCAGUAGCAGCCAGCUUCCUGGUUAGCAGAAAGGUUGGGUUCCUAACCACAAUGGCCAUUCUCCUGCAUGAAAUCCCACACGAGGUUGGAGACUUUGCAAUCCUACUUCGAGCUGGCUUUGACCGCUGGAGUGCAGCCAAGAUGCAGCUUUCCACAGCUCUGGGGGGAAUUCUUGGAGCCUGCUUUGCAAUAUGUGCUCAGUCACCAAAAGGAGCAGGAGAAACAGUAGCCUGGAUCCUCCCUUUCACUUCUGGAGGAUUUCUGUACAUUGCCUUGGUAAAUGUUGUGCCUGAUCUCCUGGAGGAAAAGAAUCCUUGGAAUUCCCUGCAGCAAAUUCUGCUCCUGUGUACGGGCAUUACAGUCAUGGUGCUACUCGCGCUCACAACGGAGUGACCUCUGCGCAGAGCUCACGAUCCUCCCAGAGCCACCACAGUGACUCUGAGCUUUACAAAGCAAUAAGGAACACUAAUGUUACUUCCUACCUGUGUGUGCGCAGAUCUGGCUGCUAGUAUGAGAAGCAGGUGAGAGAGAGGUCUGGCUGUGCAAGACUUCAUUCCCUGGCUCUCCUAUCCCUGUUCUGCUAAAAUCCACACAUGAGGGCUUCUGUUCUUCUUUUUUUUUUUCUUUUUUUUUUUUUUUUUUUUUUUUUUUUUUUUUUUGGUUGGUUGUUUUCUUAUGGAGCAAAAGAUACACUGGCCAGAAACGAACUGAACAACUGCUUCAGUAUGAAAGAAUGAUGUUUUAUUCGGUUUGUUCCGAUGGAACUGCACCUCCCAAGCUCUUGCAUGAAAACAACAGAAGUGAUUCCUGUAGCUGAUGAAGAUAAAGGAUUUUUCCUACCACUUUAAGGGCUGGAGGCAGAACAGGCAUGAUAAAGCAACAAAAAACAGCUUUAGCCAGAACCCCCUACCCAUGAGAAGUUGAUGGUGCUAUGAGAUAGAGGGGAAGAGACCCUUUCCAACUAGAUAUCCAGCUGUUCAUUAACACCGCUUGUUCCUAAAGGUAGUAUUGGUCUCAGCAGUCCAGCUCUUUUGGUCUAUUUUGUUUACAGUGAAAUUGAGCCAAAAGCUUGAGGCACUUUAGGGUAGGUCACUGCAAUUAAAUGGCUCAGCUUAUAGAUUACUUGCCCAGCCCUAACCACACCAGUAGCCAGCACAGCCCAACUGUUUAUGUGAUAAAUGAUCUGUAAAUGUUUCUUCAAUUGCCAACUACCAGCUCACUCACAUCUGGAGGGAAAGCCAUGUAGCUGUUGUGACUGAGCUCCCUCUUCUCAUAACCAUUAGUUGAACACUCCUCUCAGCCUGCUGACGAGACCUGGUUCAUGCACCAUCUGCCCCACACUGUGUUUCAGAGCUUUCAUGAGGUGUAGCAUGUUAGAGCUGCCCAGCAUGCUACAGCAACCCUAGACUGUCCUGGCAGAGGUGCUUUAACACUACAGCCUGGUCAGCAACUGAUAACUCCUGGUUAGCUUUUCCUCUGUACAUUGUGGACUAUUUAAGAGCAUACUGUAGAUGGUAGCCUAUUUCUGGAGUUCUUACCUCACAGUGGAGUUCAUCUGUUGAGGAUGAAUGAAUAAGAAAUAAUACUGACAGCUUUUAGAUGGGAAGGUUGAAACUGCUGGUGAAAAUAUUUUUAAGUAAGGUGAGAAAGGGAUAUGAAAGGGUGACAGUAAGUAUGCUGUAAGAGGAGUUUUCUGUUAUGUGAUGCUUGGGAUAAAAUUUUUGGCAUUUUGAGACCAAUAAAAAUAAAUAAAAUUUCUAGUGCUUUCCUCCAUCCCAGCUCACAGGGCUGACCAGGCCAUAAUUCCACAGGGAUGUUCAAUUGCCACAGAGACAUGCUCAAUUACUAGAUCCUCCCUUCUGCAGAACUUAACUUUGCUUUGCUUAAAUUUGUUUAAAUUUGUUAAAAACAGGUCUAAUUGAACUAGCAGAGUCACUGAACACAAAACAGGUGCCACAGUGUGAUUUACACCAACUUAGCUCAGUCUUUUUACAGCUUUUGUGGAGCAGUACACUCUCCAGUCUGCCCAGGGCCUUACCAAGAGGGCUUGUACCUUGAGAGGGCGAUUUGGGUCAGAGCAGCAAGGCAGGUAGGCUGCCCACAGCAGAGGCAUUACUUCCCUAAGAGAUUCCUGAACUGUUGACACAGUUCUUUUUUAUGACAGCUCCUGUCCUACUUUUCAGUGAGUGCUGGAAAGCUCAUGCUUGCAGUUCUGUCUGCCCAGUAACUGCUGUCUGAAAUUUUUUCAGCUUUCCUUUCCCUGGACUUCAUCAGUUACUAGUUUCACUGCAACAAGGAGGGAGGCUUAGUGCAAUUGUUUAUUCCUCUUUACAAAAUUACCUUCCUGUGCCAAGUACUCUUCAUCAUUCAAUUGCCAUGAGGUCUGAGGAUAGCAUCCACUUCCUGCUUUCCUGGAAGGAUGAUUAAUCCCGUUAGCUUGCAGGGACUGGGGGAGCAUGCCAACCCUCUGGUUCUAGCUUUGGGGGUUCCUCCUGCCCAGGGACUGCAGCUAAGCAGACCAUGUAACAGGGCUCUGGAGGAAGCAGGCUUGCACAGAAAGUUGUGCCUGCUGUUUCUCAAGAUGUCUUUCCCAAAAUAAGGCUGGCAUUUAAGUUGAGGCAUUGCCAGGUGAGUGCCCAUGAGUUGGCGUUGUUGCAUCAGCACUGAGCCUUGCCAAGACUGAAAACCACAGUCAGGAUUUUAUACUCAGCGUUCAGGAAUGUGAAGUGGAUGACACUGAAGAAAGAAUUUCUGAGCUGUUUUUCUUGGCUGCUAUCACAGGCAUGGAUAGUCUGUGGUUCUUGGGAAGAUACCCUGGUAGGAGGUAGCAUGGGGCUUGUGGGAGGGAGGGGUUCGAUAGAUUUCUACUGCGUCAGCCCUGGGGCUGAGGACUGAGAGCCUUGGGAGGAAAUGGAGCAUCACUCCACCACAUUUGUCACUUUUGGAAAUGCAGAGAGAAAUUGUAUUUUCUAGCUCUAUUUUUUCAGCUGCUCUUAUGCAUUUUCCCCCUUCAUCUGUAUUGGUCUGCUCUGCAUGGAGACAAUAGAGAUGAAAUAAAUGGUUUUCCAUGACAGUUUGUGUUAUUGGGUUAUUUUGUUUGGUUGGUUUGGGCUUUAUUUGAAGUUCCUACUUUGAUUUAAAAA
Ficedula albicollis (Collared flycatcher) is the source of this 4006-nucleotide messenger RNA. RefSeq names its product solute carrier family 39 member 13 (gene SLC39A13). Bases 162 to 1256 code for a protein of 364 amino acids. The transcript has 10 exons. Gene Ontology annotation, biological process: intracellular zinc ion homeostasis; zinc ion transmembrane transport. Gene Ontology annotation, molecular function: zinc ion transmembrane transporter activity. The record is from RefSeq and is a predicted model, not a curated record. Gene Ontology annotation, cellular component: membrane. Lineage: Eukaryota; Metazoa; Chordata; Aves; Passeriformes; Muscicapidae.